This is a messenger RNA of Hemibagrus wyckioides, 2633 nucleotides long. It is a transcript of the gene slc1a6, whose product is annotated as solute carrier family 1 member 6. The record is from RefSeq and is a predicted model, not a curated record. Gene Ontology annotation, molecular function: L-glutamate transmembrane transporter activity; glutamate:sodium symporter activity; neutral L-amino acid transmembrane transporter activity. The coding region runs from base 391 to 1983 and encodes 530 amino acids. Gene Ontology annotation, biological process: L-glutamate transmembrane transport. The transcript is spliced from 11 exons. NCBI's taxonomy places the organism in Eukaryota, Metazoa, Chordata, Actinopteri, Siluriformes, Bagridae. Gene Ontology annotation, cellular component: plasma membrane.
AACGGUGUUGCAGCAACCGGUUGCUUCUUUUGCCCGGAGGAUGCCUACUCAUCUCUUCCCACUCAAACCUACACAUUUCUCCUUUUUCUCCAGUCAAAAUCAGAAAAUCAGAAUUAUUGAUCACUGUAAGAAGAGCAAGCUGAUAUAGCAAAACUCCUGUUACUCCUGCCUAUACUUCUCAUCACUCCUCAUCACUCAACAGUGAUCCAAUCAGCUUAAACAGGGUAAGCAUUUUUACUAUAAUGAACACAGCAUGAAAUCACCAAGAGGGAAAAAGAUGCUCUGAGGAAAUGUGUAUGGAGAAGUGACAGGAAAAGUCCUCCAAGUGGUCCCACCAUGUGGUGAUUGGAAGGUCAAGGUGCCACCACUGGCAUCUAGAGUCAAUGCUUGAUGAAGAAAACCGAACAGUGUAUGAGAGCCAUGCAGAAACAAUUAUCCGGAGCCAAGGUCAGGAUGCGCAAGUCAUUCCUGCGCCGGAACACCUUUGUACUCUUUACUGUGGCAGCAGUUGUAGUUGGAAUCGUGUUGGGAUUUGUUCUGCGACCUCACAACUUACCACUGAGGGAAAUCAAAUAUUUCUCCUUCCCUGGGGAGUUACUGAUGAGGAUGUUACAGAUGUUAGUCCUCCCACUCAUCGUGUCCAGUCUUGUUACAGGUAUUUCCUCCUUGGAUAGUAGAGCUUCUGGAAAGAUGGGAGCACGGGCUAUCAUUUACUAUAUGGUGACCACUUUCAUUGCUGUGUUCAUCGGUAUUGUCAUGGUAAUCAUUAUACAACCUGGAAAAGGCAACAGAGACAGUUCAAUGUCCUCUAGUGGAAACAUUGAAUCAGUGCAAGCUGCUGAUGCCUUUCUGGAUCUUAUCAGAAAUAUGUUUCCACCUAAUUUAGUGGAAGCCUGUUUCAAACAGUACAAAACUCUUUACAAGAAAACUGUUUUGACCAAAGACAUCACUGUUUUAGUCAAUGCUAGUCAAGGAACCAAUGACACCAAGUACAGCCAAGUGGGAAAUAACAGCACAGUCCUGCAGACCAUCCAGGAGACAGUGGAGGAGAUGAUCCCAGUCUCAGGCUCCUCUAAUGGAGUGAAUGCUCUAGGUCUUGUGGUGUUUUCUAUCUUCUUUGGCUUGGUAAUUGGGAAUAUGAAGCAGCAGGGCCAGCCGCUGAAGGAAUUCUUUGAUUGCCUCAAUGAUGCCAUAAUGCGCUUAGUAGCAAUCAUAAUCUGGUAUGCACCAAUUGGGAUCCUCUUUCUAAUUGCUGGAAAGAUAAUUGAAAUGAAAGACCUGGCACAGGUUGGAGGGCAGCUGGGCAUGUACAUGGGCUGUGUCAUCAUUGGCUUACUCAUCCAUGGUCUCUUCAUUCUGCCCUUGCUCUUCUUCAUGAUUACUCAGAGGAACCCCUACACAUUUAUUGCUGGUCUAAUUCAGGCUUUGGUUACUGCCUUGGGAACAUCUUCCAGUUCUGCCACCCUUCCAAUCACAUUCCGAUGCUUAGAAGAGAACAACCACGUGGACAAACGUGUAACACGGUUUGUUUUGCCAGUGGGUGCCACCAUAAACAUGGAUGGUACAGCUCUGUAUGAAGCAGUGGCUGCCAUUUUCAUAGCCCAAGUUAAUGACAUGGACCUGAACUUCGGUCAAAUCCUCACCAUCAGUAUCACAGCUACUGCUGCCAGCAUCGGAGCAGCAGGUAUUCCUCAAGCUGGUCUGGUUACCAUGGUGAUUGUAUUGACAUCCGUGGGACUGCCCACCGAGGACAUAACACUCAUCAUUGCUGUGGAUUGGUUCUUGGAUCGCCUCAGAACCACUACCAACGUGCUGGGAGACUCCUUGGGAGCUGGUAUUGUGGAACAUCUGUCACGAAAGGAACUGCAGAGCCUGGACACAAAUAUUGGCAACUGUGAGAUUGAAGAAAACGAAAAGUCUUAUCAGCUCAUCUGCCAGGAGGACGACUGCCUCGGGCACCAAAACAGUGAAAGUACAAUGUAAAAAAAUCAUAAUACAGAUACCGGCAGCUAUGGAGAACAGCUAAAAACAUAUUGGAUGUUAUACCAUAUAUACAAUAUAGUAUAUUCACAAAUAAGUAAGCAUCCAACAAUUUUAGAAUAAGUAUCCAAAGAUUUUUCAUUUUUUUAAGUCAUGUUAUAUUACAUACCACAAUUCAACUCAACGAUGUUAGAAAAGGAUUCGCUGGAUAGUGGAGUGAUUUUAGUUACCAUAAAUAAUAUGACUAAAAACCUGUCAGUCAAUAAUUUAUGUCAAUUAUAAUCAUUCACUAUAAAGAAUAGAAUUUAUACUUUUAAUAACAAAUGCAUGACUUCUUUUUUGGGCCAGACUUUAUUAAAAAAAAAAUAUUUGUGUUAUUAAAUCAAGUGAUUCUGUAAUAUUUUGGUGGAAGUGCCAAUUAAAGUGAGAUGCGAAAGUGAGGUUACUGAAAAUAUGGAUAUGAAAAUCUUACCUCAUGUUUCGGCACAGAACUGUGCUUCAUUUUCACUUACGCUGUUGAUACAAAUAAUGAAAUAAAUAAAUGUUUAAACAACACAGAUUGUGGUUUAAUUCAUAUUUUAAGUUUGCAUUUACUGAUUUGAUUUUAGUAUAUUAUAUUGUUUCAUUUUAUAUGGAGUCAUGUUCUGAGUCAA